Molecule: messenger RNA, 4077 nt
Organism: Polyodon spathula (Mississippi paddlefish)
Lineage: Eukaryota; Metazoa; Chordata; Actinopteri; Acipenseriformes; Polyodontidae
Product: E3 ubiquitin-protein ligase MARCHF3-like
Exons: 5
Coding region: 241-999 (252 amino acids)
Biological process (GO): protein ubiquitination
Molecular function (GO): zinc ion binding; ubiquitin-protein transferase activity
Source: RefSeq, a predicted model, not a curated record
GUCUGAGUCAGUCACACUGGCAGCGAGCUCAGUGGAUUGCGAAGUUUGAAGAAGCGCUGAAUCCGAGUUACAACAGUCAUUGAGAACAUUUGUUUCUGUGCUACUACAAGCGCCUGAUUAUUUCUAGUCAUCUCAAGAAACAGUUAUUUUGGCACAUGCUUUGAGCAAAGGGAGACCGAAGAGAUGGGCAACACUAUAUGAAUGUGUGAGGCUUCAGCUGAGUAAUUGCUGUCUGCUGCCAUGACAACCAGCCGCUGCAGUCAUCUGCCUGAGGUCCUGCCAGACUGCAUAGACUCAGCCCCUCCAGGAAAGGCUAUCGUUGAGUCUACCAGCCUUGUAAAUGGACAGCCGCAGUAUGUAAUGCAAGUUUCGGCCAAGGACGGACAGCUGCUGUCAACAGUAGUCAGGACUCUCGCUACACAAAGCCCCUUCAAUGACAGGCCUAUGUGCCGUAUCUGCCACGAAGGCAGCAGCCAGGAAGACUUGCUGUCCCCCUGCGAGUGUACAGGAACACUGGGGACCAUCCACCGGAGCUGCCUGGAGCACUGGCUCUCCGCCUCCAACACCAACUUCUGCGAGCUCUGCCACUUCAAGUUUGCAGUGGAGCGCAAACCCAGGCCGUUGAUAGAGUGGUUAAAAAAUCCAGGCCCUCCUCAUGAGAAGCGGACGCUGUUUGGAGACAUGGUGUGCUUUUUCUUCAUAACUCCCCUGGCUACAAUCUCUGGCUGGCUGUGUUUGCGUGGAGCUGUGGACCAUCUGCACUUUAGCAGCAGGCUGGAGGCUGUUGGAUUAAUAGCACUGACCGUUGCACUCUUUACUAUUUACCUCUUUUGGACACUAGUUUCUUUCAGAUAUCACUGUAGACUGUAUAAUGAAUGGCGCCGGACCAAUCAGAGAGUCUUACUCCUCAUCCCAAAGUCGUCUAGCGUACCGUCGUCGCAGCGCGCGCAGCUAGGACUGCCUCCAAUCAAAAGGGAUUCCAAGGAGACAAUUGUUUGACUUCAAGCUUUGCCAGACGUUUUAAGCUGUGUGCACUUACAGGAGCAGCACUAAUUCCAUCCAAAGACUCAAGGCUUGUGAAUCAUGUUCCGUUUGAAGACUUACUGGGUUUUUUUUAGCACAAACUUUAUUAAUAGCUGAAGUUUUAUACUGCAUUCAAUACGAAAGUUAACAAACAGGAUUUCUCCAAGGCUAGCUUCCAGAAGAAUAGAAGUUGAGUGUAUUCCUGCAACUUUUACAGAGCGUACAGUCAAAUAUUUUACAUUUUACUGUAUAUUCCCAGCAAUUUUUCUGAGCAAAAUGGCUGGGGCAUCCUACCAGGAUUUCAACCCCAGAGGACACCAGCAAUGCAGCGGUGUUCUAAAAUGCUGUCUAUAAGAGACAUAUCCUGCCUUUAAAUGCCUUGAAUAGCCUGCGAUUUUUUUGGUGGGAAGUAGCCAAGCACUGUAAUUGCAAACCACAAGAAAAGGGCCAUUUGUAGGUUUGUUUGCUAGCAUGAGCUUAAUAUAGCAGGCUUUUUCUUUUUUUUUAAUAUAAUUCUAAUUGUUGUGUAAUGUAAAGAUUUUAUAGGGCUGUGCUUUUUAUUGAACUUUGUAAAGAUGCAUUUAAAUGAAAUUCACUUUUAAGUUUUAUAAUUGUAUAUGAUUUAAAAGCAUAAAGGUGCAAACAAAAAACAAACUGAGUAUCAUAGAAGGUGUAAAUGUGAACAAUGCAUUAUGGUUAGGAUUUUGUAUCUAAAUAGCGUGUUGAAACCUAGCUUACCAGUGCAGUUAAACAUGUUGCAAUCCAGUGUGAAAUGAGAUAGUGUGAUUAUUAUGCUUGCUGAUUUUGUUCUUUCUUGACUAUAUAAUGCAUUUAAUAACUGUUUUGGGCCUCAUUCCCAUUUGAUGUCAAACAUGCCACUACACAACUUCAGUGUUAGCACCCGGAUGACUGGAAGGACACUUUGAUUUUGUUAAAGCACCUGCAAAACAAUGACCCACUGAGGGGUCUAAACUCACAUUUGCAAAAAGAAAAAUAAGUAUUUCUUUAUAAUUUGCUGUUCCAAAGUAGCUUCCAAUUACAUUUGGUUAGUCACCUUAUCCUAUGGUGGUUGCAGUCAUCCUGAGUGGUUUGCACAGCAGUUACUAGUGUGUGUUAAGGUGCUGUGAUUCCAGCAGCUGCUCUAGUUACUAACCGUAGAUGUGGAGCAGGCUAGGUCAGCAGCAAGUGUCUUUCAUUAGUAACCACUAGUCUCGUCUAGUGUACAGCUGUAUAUUGCCAGCACUGAAGAACAGCUCCUGAACUAAUAAAAUGCAAAAAAAAUUAAAAAGCAGUAUUUGAGUAAUUGCAGUAAGAAUGAUUGUAAACAACGUAACAAGACAAUGUAAUUUGAAGAUACUUAUGUUUUCUUAGACUUUAGGAAUACGUGUUCAAUUAAUCUGCAAUCCAAGAACAGCUUGACAGAAUGUCAUUGUUUUUUGGAUGUAAAUCCUCAAUGUCAUUUUGUGUUUUUUUGAUUCUCUCUCUACAAAUCAAGAGCAAGAACAUUGAAAGCCAGUAGAAUAAAUGUCAGUGAUAACAUAGUGGGUGCUUAUUCUCUCUUUACCUCAGUGGUUAAAUUCUGCUCUCCACAUCGUAUUAUUUUUUAAAGUUAAACUUUGUCCAGUGACUCAGACAAGCUUCACGCGCAGGUUUUGUAUUUAAUCUCAAUACCAUCAAAUGCUGUGAAUGUUUAAUUUCAGAAACAGGCUACAGCAGGCUGUGAGUAUACAUAUAUGAUAUAGAUUUAAAAUAAGGUAUCCCAUUUCUUCUUAUCCAAAUAGUCCAGAAUUAAAGCAGUAAUCUUUGUGGAAAUUUAAUGUGAGUCAUAACCUUCUAAAACCAAAAACAUUUGGCCCAACAUCACUCCAGACUUCUACCUCCACAUUUGUAAUUUGAAGCUUCUUCCUAGGAAGUGCCAACAACCAGUAAAUUCAAAUUCAAUUUGAGCGCAAUUUUCUGUUAUUAUCCAAAAAGCUGCAACAGUGUGUCAUUUCCUAUUUUUGUAUUCUGAGGGUUGUUGAUAUAGCUGGUUAAAUGGAUACUUUACCACAGAAAGUUAAAAUGCUGGUUAUCAUCCUUAAAAGUCUUAACAAUCAAUGACACAAUUAUUGUUGUGCUGAGUUUUUUUUAAGCAUUGCAAGGGAUGUUUGCACUUCCUGCAUGAGAUAAAAAAGGGCCUCGUUCUGGUAGGUGAGUCUGGCACGAGUCUGUGCAUCCUUAAUUUUAGUUCUUAAAAAUAAUAUCUUCAGCACAAAGGGUGUUAAAAGAUGAUACUAAAAAAAAUCUAAAGAAAUGUAUUUUAUAGCUUUGCUUGCCACCACUUUAACUUGUAAAUAUGUAAAGGUGACAGACAGCCUUACUUUGAAUACUUGCGGCGAGGGGACCAAAUAAAUAACUACAGUAUGUGCCUCUCUAUUGUAAACUAGGUAUAGACCGUUACAAUUUAGUGAUGAACUCUCCAGGUAAAAAAAAUCCAGAAUUCAUGUUUUUCCUCCAUGAAAUUAUUCAUAGUUCAAAACAAGUAUACACUGUUACCCAACUCAAUUAGAAAAUAAAAGCAUUAGUUAAGUGUUUACUUAACACAAUAUAUGUUAUUAGGCAUAUAUACUGGCAUAUGAUGUCCAACAUUACAUAUGGAAACACGCACAUUAAUUUCUGAAGCAUUUUUAGUUAGCUGAUAAGCAGCGUUUUCAUGUACAUUCCUGUUGGUUAAAAUAUACUGUAGGUUCUGUCAAUAAUAAAGCAAAAUGUCACCUGGUAUAAAUCUACACUAGAUUUCUCAGUUACAGUACUAAUAAGGUAUUAAUGUGAGGAAAACAGAUUCAAACUGCAAAUACAGGCAGUAAUUGUGCUGUUUAACAUUGUCCCUUUUCUUCUUCGCAAGUAACUUCAACUGUCUGCUGUACCCACCCCACGCCACAUGGUGUGUGCUGUUGCACUGUACCUCUUAAAACACGUCAAGAUGGUAUACCUGUAACAACUGCAGUUUCCAAAACAGUUUGUAAAUACAUGUGUAGUGCAAACUUUGAAUUCAUUUGAAUAUAAUAAAGUGUU